GUUUAAUCUGUCCGGAAAACGAGCCAUUUUCUAUCCCCGCCUGUUUUGGAGCUUGUGCUGAAACCUGGCAACCCGUGUAGCAGCCAGCAGAGAGUCAACGAAGAGUUGACAGCAACAUCAUUGGUUCGUGCUCACAUUAUUUAUGGAUUACCUCACUAACAAGAGCAGCCUCUGUUCACUGUGCUAGCGAGUGGCAGCUAAUCAUCAACAAGUUAAGGUCUACCACGGCGAGGUGUACCGUCUGUGACAUUCAGUAUGCUGGCCUAUCGGACGUGAACUGGUUGAAGACGACUGAAGAGGCUGCUGCGUCAGUCCCAGCUUGAAACCUACGGUCGAGGAAGAGAUGGGGAACAUAGCGACAAAGUUCCGGAAGGCUCUCAUCAAUGGGGAUGAGAUGCUGGCCUGCCAACUGUACGAGAGCAACCCGCAGUUCAAGGAGGCUCUGGAUCCCAACUCUACAUACGGAGAGUCCUACCAGCACAACACUCCACUGCACUAUGCUGCCCGGCACGCCAUGACACGCCUACUCAGGUCUUUUCUUCUAAGCAAAGAUGGGAAUCCUAACAAGCGUAACGUGCACAAUGAGACAUCCCUUCACCUUCUCUGCAUGGGGCCCCAGAUCCUGACCUCGGAGGGGGCACUGCAGCCCCGGAUCUCACGGCCACAUGAAGACAGACAGCGUCGGGCUGAGGCUCUACAAAUCAUCUUGGCAUGGACCGGGGCGAAGCUGGACCACGGAGAAUACGAGAGGGCUGACGUCAAUGCCACGGACAACAAGAAGUACACCUGCCUGCACUACGCUGCUGCCUCAGGCAUGAAGACUUGUGUUGAGUUCCUGGUGCAGAGAGAAGCGGACCUGUUUGCAGAGAAUGAAGACCGCGAGACUCCAUGUGACUGUGCAGAGAAGCAGCACCACAAGGAGCUGGCCCUCUGCCUGGAGUCGCAGAUGGUCUUCUCUCUUGCCCCCGAGGCCGAGGAUAUAGAGGCAGAGUACGCAGCCCUUGACCGAAGAGAGCUGUACGAGGGUCUGCGGCCUCAGGACAUGAGGAGGCUGAAGGACAUGCUGAUAGUGGAGACAGCCGACAUGCUGCAGGCCCCUCUCUUCACUGCAGAGGCACUGCUACGUGCCCAUGAUUGGGACAGAGAGAAACUCUUAGAGGUCUGGAUGAGCAAUGCCGAGGAAUGCUGCCAGCGCUCAGGGGUGCAGAUGCCCAACCCACCUCCCAGUGGUUACAAUGCAUGGGACACCUUGCCCUCCCCCCGGACGCCACGCAACACCCGCUCCUCCUCCACCUCCCCGGACCAGAUCAGCCUCAUGCCUACAGAUUUGGAGUCUGCUCUGUGUGGUAUCUGCUUGUCUUCCAUUAACGUCUUUGAGGAACCUGUCGACAUGUCCUGUGGACACGAGUUCUGCAGAGCAUGCUGGGAAGGGUUUCUAAAUCUAAAGAUCCAAGAGGGUGAAGCCCACAACAUAUUCUGCCCUGCCUUCGACUGCUACCAGCUAGUGCCUGUGGAAGUCAUUGAAAGUGUGGUUUCCAGAGAGAUGGACAAGCGCUACCUCCAGUUUGACAUCAAGGCGUUUGUGGAGAACAAUUCGGCAAUCCGCUGGUGUCCCGAGGCAGGGUGUGAAAGGGCGGUGAGACUGAACAACCAGGGCCCCGGGACCUCCAACUCAGACUCUCUUAGCUUUCCCCUCCUGAGGGCCCCGGCUGUGGAUUGUGGGAAAGGCCAUCUCUUCUGCUGGGAGUGCCAAGGUGAGGCCCAUGAGCCCUGUGACUGUGAGACAUGGAAGCUGUGGCUGCACAAAGUCGGUGAGAUGAGACCGGAGGAAUUGGCGGGUGUGACCGAAGCCUACGAAGAUGCAGCCAACUGUUUGUGGUUGCUCUCUAACUCAAAAGCCUGCGCCAACUGCAAGUCCCCGAUACAGAAAAAUGAGGGCUGCAACCACAUGCAGUGUGCCAAGUGUAAGUAUGACUUCUGCUGGAUCUGUCUGGAGGAGUGGAAAAAGCACAGCUCCUCAACAGGAGGAUACUACCGCUGCACCCGCUACGAAGUCAUCCACCAGGUGGAGGAGCAGUCAAAGGAGAUGACUGAAGAGGCAGAGAAGAAGCACAAGAGCUUUCAGGAACUGGACCGAUUUAUGCACUACUACACUCGCUUCAAGAACCACGAGCACAGCUAUCAGCUGGAGCAGCGCCUGUUGAAAACUGCCAAAGAGAAGAUGGAGCAGCUCAGUCGAGCCCUGAGUGGAAGGGAAGGAGGCCCCCCUGACACCACAUUCAUUGAAGACGCGGUCCUAGAACUACUGAAGACUCGCCGCAUCCUGAAGUGCUCUUAUCCUUACGGGUUCUUUCUGGAGCCCAAAAGCACAAAGAAGGAGAUUUACGAGCUUAUGCAGACGGAUUUGGAGAUGGUGACGGAGGACCUGGCCCAAAAGGUGAAUCGACCUUAUCUGCGGACCCCGCGCCACAAGAUCAUCCGUGCAGCGUGUCUGGUUCAGCAGAAGCGGCAGGAGUUCCUGGCCUCAGUAGCUCGGGGAGUGGCCCCCAAUGACUCCCCUGAGGCCCCCAGGCGCAGUUUUGCCGGCGGAACGUGGGACUGGGAAUAUUUAGGCUUUGCAUCGCCUGAGGAGUACGCGGAGUUCCAGUACAGACGGAGACACAGGCAGAGGAGGCGGGGCGACAUGUCGAGUCUCCGGAGCAGCACACCUGACCCUGACGACUCCAGUGACAGCAUCUUAGACGCACAGGAUGUGGGAGGUGGACGCAGACAUCAUCUGAUGGGUCUUGGUUCUUUGGACGACGAUGACCCUAACAUCCUCCUGGCUAUCCAGCUGUCGCUCCAGGACUCGGCGAUGGCAGAGAUCGGAGCCAACCAUGCUGCCCUCGCCAACGAAGCCUCGCUCGGUGCUAUCGGCACCUCCCUGCCCUCGAGGCUCGAGCAGAGUGCUGCAGGUGUGGAGCUGCUUUCCAGAGCUUCUCUGAGCAGCUCCGAACUGCUGGAGCUGGAAGAUAACUUGGCCAGACUCGGCAACAUCAGCAGCCAGUACUCUGCCACCAGCGGUGUCCCCGCCUCUGUGCAGCACAGCGACAGUCACCACCGAGCCUACGGGGCCUCUGUGCCCAUACCAGUGGCUCCAGGUGGCAGCAACUCCUCCACCGGCCUGUUCUCCUCCUCCAGCGACACGAUAGACUCCACCACGUACGGCAGCCACGACCCAUCCUCCUCCUCUGCAUUAGCCAAUGCGAACCUGCUGGGCAAUAUUAUGGCGUGGUUCCACGACAUGAAUCCUCAAGGCAUUACCCUGGUCCACUCCACCUCCUCCGACACUGACUCGAACCUCAGCGCACUCCAUGCAGGCGGAGGAGGGUGCCUGCUGGAGGAGAGAGGAUGCAUCCCGCCUGAGAAACCUCAGGAAGUGACGGCAGAGGUGGGUUUCUGCUCUCAGAAGGAGGAGAAGGACGGUGCCGCGGCUCAGAGGCCCACACAGCUCGAUCUAGUGGGGCUGGAGACCACGUCGCUUCCUUACAUGGCCACCCUUGACAAAAGCAGCGAGCAUACAUCACGGGGAACUUCAAGGGUGGACACGCCACAGUGCGACUCUGAGCACAUGCCCAGCAGCAGCUCCUCUGAGUGGGAGGACCAGGACCAGGUGCACCUGGUGUGAACGGAUCGGCAGAGAUGGGAACGUGCUCCUUCGGAAAGGCCCAAAACCACUAAAGAUGGCAAAUAUAGUAGAGUUGUGGAAUUUGUAGAGUAGGUGUUCAGGUGGAAUGUAUACAGAAUUAAGAAUGUAUUAGUUCACGGGAAAGUGGGGCAAGAUAUUUUCACACUCAGAAGGCUUGUUGUGCUUUCCGCAGAUUACCUGGUGUGAUAGCGGUUAGAUUGAGGGACGAGUGGGUCUCACCUUCGACACGUAACCAUCUACACCCCAUUCCAGUCGGUGAGGUUAUAUACCAGAGGUUCAACACCAUUGGUUUGUUUUAGUAUUUCUCAUAAAGAGGAAUUUACCUCCUUUCAAAGAAAUCAUUCAUUUGUUAUUUUCUACUUUUUGGCAAACUAGCCACAGAUGCAGAAGCCACCGACUGGACUGGAGAGUGGAUCUAAACUGAAGCAUGAACAAGCCUGUAGGUUGGUAUAGCAUCAUUUACUGUGUGGUCGGCCCCCCCAACAAGCAGCCCUUGUGAAAAGACAGCAUUAACUGAAGGACACAUUUGAUAACACUUUUCAAGGAUAUUUACUAAAUGAUUCCGAGCUGUUAGAAAUAUAAAUUACUGGCGUUUUCUGAAACCACUUAUAGAGGAGUCUUUCGCAUUGUGCAGGUAUGUUGUUAUUUUCUCGGCUGGAGUAAAGGCCUACCGUAUGCGUCUAAAUCAUGUCGGAGGGAGGGUUUCACCUUGGCAUACUGUACUGGCUGACUAGUAUUUUAUCCCAGCUCACUCUGUGGGGUAAAGCAGCAAGUCUUGCCCCUGUCGAAAAACCUGCCUAUUUUAGGUGCCAAACACUGACUAGCAAAAGCACCGUUUGCAGUCGCCAAGUGGAUUCUAAUAAACAAAUUGUGCCUGCUUAUUACAAUCUCAACAACUCAACCUAAAUGUGAAAGUCUGGAGCCAUAUUUGUAUUUGAGUGUGAUAUCUUUCCAAUAUCACCAUCUGAAAGCUGUAAUAGUGUGCCGUGUUAAUCUGUAGUUGAACACCAUUAUAGUUGUGUACUUUAUUAUGUGAAACAUUCACACACAACUGUUUAGAUCUGUUGGUAGACUGCUCAAAAACAUUUAGGAUUUGACAAUGGUUGUUCAUCCCAAAGCCUUAUCCCUCACACUCUCUCAAUGAGAAAUGUGUUCAGAAACAGCUGACAGGCCCCGAGGGGUCGUUCAGUUCAGUUUAUGCUGAAAUCCUUUGUAGCGCGCUCAUAUUCAUGUGUGAGCACUGCAGCGGAGAGUGCGGCGUGACACGUUAAGUAGACAGUGAGUAGUCUUGUUUAUAUACUGCAGGAAAAGCCCAGAGAGAUAAUCAGGCAAUCUCAUUCAGACUUUGGUGUAUUAAUUAAUCACACCCAAGUCACUGUAAUGAAUCUCUGGGUCCUGUUCAAGUGUGAUAUGAGCAAAGCCUUCAUAGGGGUAAUGCAUGGAGGGUUCCUGAAUGUGUACUGCAUCUGGAACACACAAGGAGUCCAUGUUCUGUACGCAGCGAGAGAUACAGUGCCUUUAUGUCAAUCAACAUUAUUUUCUUUCUUUUCGCACAUUUUCCGAGUGCUAAUUAUUACACAGUAUUUACAGUGCAAACAAACACCUGUUACCUUAAAGUCAUUUCUCUCACAUACGAGUGUGCAAACAUGAGAUCUGGAUUUUUUUCUCAUCAGCAUAUUUGUAGCAUGAGGCUUUUUUGUUGGUUCCAGUAGUUAAUGGAUAACUGAUUUUAUAUGAUCUGGUAUAAUGGGAAUGGUUUCGAAUAUUGUUCCCCAAUAUUUUGAAAACAGAUUUUGCGCUUGUAUUUGUGCAGCAGGGCUUCUGUCCCUAUCUUUUAAAACGGUUGGUUUUUCUGUGAUGUAGAAACUCAAACCACUGUCCUGACUCUGGGAGGAGUUGACCUACUAUCAUGGAUCGUACCUGAAGACACUAAAAUGGAGGAAUGUUGCAAUAUAAAGUAGGUAUUUAUUUGAAAUCAAUGUAAUCCAUGAAUGAAGAUGGAUUGUGAAUAACCAAUGACACAUGGGUCAGUGUUUUAUCUUUAAGAUUGAAUUAUGUUUUUGUGCAGACUAACGUCUGACCGAAGUAAAUCACCUGUUUUCCCCUAGCAGAUGGAUAGAGCCACUAAGUUAAAUGUAGAGACAGCGAUGACCAGUGUCUCGAAGUUGUGAAACUGUGAGUGCCAUAUAGUUAGUGAAGCUAACUCAGUUGGACUUGGUAAAUGGACGUGGGUUGAAACAGAGGAGUGACAUCUUGCACGUUGCCCUCUGUGUAACAGGAUGCUGUGCACAAGGUGGGUACAGGUCUAAAUGGAGUUUGUACUUCCUCUCACCACUAAUGUUCAGGUGAUUUAUUUUAAAACGGCAUAUAGCAUUUUGUAACUCACUGAGAUUUUCUAUUGUAAAGCAACUAAUCCUUGAAAUGCUAUUUGCACUUUCUUAGUCUACACUUGAUACAUUCCCUCUUUAUAUGAAAAUGUUUGAUGUGUGAUGCCAAUAAACUACGUGUUGAGUUUUAA
Messenger RNA from Eleginops maclovinus (Patagonian blennie), 6206 nucleotides. RefSeq names its product ankyrin repeat and IBR domain-containing protein 1-like. Gene Ontology annotation, cellular component: ubiquitin ligase complex; cytoplasm. The coding region runs from base 344 to 3667 and encodes 1107 amino acids. NCBI's taxonomy places the organism in Eukaryota, Metazoa, Chordata, Actinopteri, Perciformes, Eleginopidae. The record is from RefSeq and is a predicted model, not a curated record. The transcript is spliced from 20 exons. Gene Ontology annotation, biological process: ubiquitin-dependent protein catabolic process; positive regulation of proteasomal ubiquitin-dependent protein catabolic process; protein polyubiquitination. Gene Ontology annotation, molecular function: zinc ion binding; ubiquitin protein ligase activity; ubiquitin conjugating enzyme binding.